Molecule: messenger RNA, 2029 nt
Organism: Durio zibethinus
Lineage: Eukaryota; Viridiplantae; Streptophyta; Magnoliopsida; Malvales; Malvaceae
Product: lanC-like protein GCR2
Biological process (GO): peptide modification; carbohydrate metabolic process
Cellular component (GO): plasma membrane
Source: RefSeq, a predicted model, not a curated record
AGAAAAAGAAGAUCAAAAGAAAAAAAAAAAAAAAGGAAUUUUGAAAAAGACACUUGUAUUAUUUGGAACCUGCUGGAAAUAUUCUUGCUUAUCCUCACUCAUUCAUGAAAAUUCAGUGAAAAUUGUUUGUUUCUUUAGAUAACAAAGCUUGCAAGAGAGAAAAGAGAUGGCAGAUCGUUUCUUUCCAAAUGAAAUGCCAGAUUUUGUGGCAGAAAGAACAGUCACUGAAGGAACCACCAAAGACUCACUCAUCAACCUCCUUUCUUUACCUCACAAAACACUCUCUGAUAAGUUCAAAACCUCAGCUCUGGACCUCAAAGAAACGGUAGUGAGGGAGACAUGGGGAUUGACUAGAAAGCGAGUGCAAGAUUAUUCUUUGUAUACGGGAGCUCUUGGGACAGCUUACUUGGUCUUUAAAGCUUACCAAGUUACCAAGAAUGAGAAUGAUCUUAAAUUAUGCUCUGAUAUUGUUAAGGCUUGUGAUUCUGCUUCUAGAGAUUCUAGGCAUGUUACAUUCAUAUGUGGACGUGCUGGUGUUUGUGCUCUCGGUGCUGUCAUAGCAAAGCAUUCUGGUGAUGAGAGGUUAAAAGAUCGCUACUUAACAAAAUUCAAAGAGCAGAUCAGAUUUCCUAGUGACUUGCCAAAUGAAUUAUUAUAUGGGAGAGCAGGGUUCUUGUGGGCCUGUUCAUUCUUAAACAAGCAUAUUGGUAAAGACACUAUAUCUACCAUCCGCAUGAGAGCAGUUGUAGAUGAAAUUAUUAAGUCCGGUAAACAAUUGGCAGGCAAGGGAAGAUGUCCAUUGAUGUAUGAAUGGCAUGGAAAGAAGUACUGGGGGGCUGCCCAUGGACUAGCAGGAAUUAUGCAUGUGUUGAUGGACAUGGAAUUGAAACCAGAUGAGGUGGAGCACGUCAAGGGUACUCUUCGAUACAUGAUCAAAAAUCGGUUCCCCAGUGGCAAUUACCCAUCAAGUGAGGGAAGUGAAUCUGACCGUCUUGUACAUUGGUGCCAUGGUGCUCCUGGGGUCACACUUACCCUUGUAAAAGCAGCUGAGGUUUUUGGGGACAAGGAAUUUCUCCAAGCAGCCAUGGAUGCAGGAGAGGUAGUAUGGAAACGUGGUCUGCUUAAGCGAGUAGGAAUUUGUCAUGGUAUAAGCGGGAAUGCUUACGUGUUCCUUUCACUCUAUCGACUUACUGGCAAGGUGGAGUACUUAUAUAGGGCUAAAGCAUUUGCUUCCUUCCUGUCUGAUAGAGCACAAAAACUUAUAUCAGAACGAAAGAUGCAUGGUGGUGAUCGUCCCUAUUCACUCUUUGAGGGUAUUGGAGGAAUGGCGUAUCUCUUUCUGGACAUGGGCGAGCCAUCUGAAGCAAGGUUCCCUGCUUAUGAAAUUUAAGUUGCUGUCAAUGUGUUUUUUUUUUUUCUUGGUUCUUGUAUGAGACUACUGCCAUGUAUGUGAACUUCUUACUGUUUUGUAAAUAUAUAAAAAAUUUGACUUUGCCCCUGACUUUACUAUUUAUUCAUUGCACCUCGUGAAAACAAUGGUGUUUGCUUCCUUUUCACCUUUUGUUUCCUUCAGUUUGUAUAUGCUAAGACCAGUACUAUGAAAUAUAAAGGAUUGAUUGCUGUUGAAGAGAAUCCUUGUUCGCUUCAAUCUUUGUUACAUCAAUGGACAUCUUAAAUCAAUCCCUUUUGGCUCUUCCAUGAGUACGACUCCUUCAGCACUGGUUUGUUCAUUUUUAGCGGACAGAUACUUUGGGUUUCAUUGGUUCUUGCUUUGCAAGUUUAACAUGAAGAAACAUUCUCUUUUUAGGACAAUGAAAGUCUAAAUCCUUAACUUUCUCAGAAAACCUUUGUGGGAAUGGUAGUCGGUUACACAUAUUUGUCUCAUUUCAUCGUCUCCUCCUUGUAAGAAACACUUCUCUUUUUCAACAGUGACUUGAAAUUAAAAACAAUUCUCUUUUUCAUCAUUCCCUAAACCCGGGCUUCAAAAGGCAAAAAAAAUCGACCUUAUCAAAUCAGGACACGUCGAAAU